This is a messenger RNA of Punica granatum (pomegranate), 2628 nucleotides long. The record is from RefSeq and is a predicted model, not a curated record. NCBI's taxonomy places the organism in Eukaryota, Viridiplantae, Streptophyta, Magnoliopsida, Myrtales, Lythraceae.
CAUGAGCCGGCCGGAAAGAAUUCCAUACAGAAUCUUCUGAAACUCUUCGCACUAAUCACCAGCCGGCUCUUCUUCGAUUUUGUUCUUUUUCAUUCUUGUUUUUCAAUAAGAUAAAUUUCAUGGGUCCUAUAAGUAGUUCCUGCAUUGUUGCAGAACAACCAAAAUAAUUUUUCGAUCCUUUUUUGUUACAUUGCCAUGAUGAGAUCUUCCGCUCUAAUCGCGCUCCUCUUCUUGUCAAGCUUUGCUUUAGCAAGUAAUGCUGCCACCUCUGUUGCAAAGCAUUACAUAGUUUACAUGGGGCCCCACUCCCAUCCCGACUCGGAAUCUGUGAUCAGAGCAAACCAUGAGAUGCUAUCUUCAGUAACUGAAAGUCUUGAUGAAGCACAGACUUCAGUGGUUCACCACUACAGCAAAAGCUUCCAGGGCUUCUCGGCUUUGCUUACACCUGAACAAGCUGAACAACUUUCCGGGAAGGGCGGAGUCAUCUCCAUCUUUGAGAGCAGGAUGAUACAACUGCACACGACUCAUUCCUGGGAAUUCCUAGGAGUGAAUUCCCUCCAGUAUGAAGGCCAAAUGCCCUCAGGUUCAAUGUUCGAUGUAAUUGUCGGCGUGAUCGACACUGGACUUUGGCCUGAAUCCCGAAGUUAUGAUGAUACAGGAGUAGGCCCUGUUCCGGAAAGGUUUAGGGGUGAAUGCAUUCCAGGAGAGAAUUUUACUUCAGCUCACUGCAACAGAAAGAUCAUAGGUGCAAGGUACUAUUACAAAGGGUUUGAAGCCGAUGAGGGGCCCCUUGAGUCAUUUAACCAGACGUUCUUCCGGUCAGCACGGGACGGUGAUGGGCACGGGAGCCACACGAGCUCAACAAUUGCCGGGUCUGUGGUCGAUGAUGUUAGCCUGUAUGGGCUGGGCCGAGGGACCGCGAGGGGUGGGGCUCCACACGCCCGACUGGCCAUGUACAAGGCCUGUUGGUUCAACCUUUGCAGUGAUGCUGAUAUUUUGGCAGCUAUGGACGAUGCGAUAAGUGAUGGAGUCGAUAUACUCUCCCUCUCUCUCGGCCCUAGUCCUCCUCAGCCUAGUUAUUUCCACAACACAAUCUCAAUUGGAGCGUUUCACGCAUUCCAGAAAGGCAUUCUCGUCUCUGCAUCAGCGGGGAACUCCUUUUUUCCACGAACUGCAACUAAUGUUGCUCCAUGGAUACUAACUGUGGCCGCUAGUACAGUGGACCGAGAGUUCACCACGAACAUAUAUCUCGGGAACUCAAAAAUUGUAAAGGGUUACUCUCUGAAUCCUUUCAAAAUGGGAACUUCUUGUGGGCUAAUAGCAGGGGGUGCUGCAGCAGCUCUCGGGAUUCCGUCAAAGAAUGCAAGCUACUGCAAGAACAGUACUUUAGAUCCAAUUUUGGUUAAGGGAAAAAUUGUGGUCUGCACCCUGGAAGAAUUGACAGACAAUCGGAGGGAGAAGGCCAACACUGUAAAGACCGCAGGAGGAAUCGGAGUAGUUCUUGUGGAUCCGCUUGCCAAAGAUGUCGGGUUUCAGUUUGCAAUCCCAGGUUCUGUAAUCACUCCAUUAGGAGCAGCAGAGCUUCAAGCGUAUCUUACAACAGAAAGGUAUCCAACUGCUCAAAUUGUUCCGACAACAACUGUCCUGCAAACGAGGCCAGCGCCAACAAUGGGGAUGUUUUCUUCGAUGGGACCGAACAUCAUAACACCAGAUAUCAUCAAACCUGAUAUAACUGCACCAGGAAUCAACAUUCUGGCUGCGUGGUCUCCUGUUGAAACCAUAGCCACAUCAGGUCGAGCUGUUGACUAUAACAUAAUAUCAGGAACAUCGAUGUCGUGCCCGCAUGUGUCCGCCAUUGCAGCGAUCCUAAGAUCUGCCCAUCCUUCUUGGAGCCCUGCAGCAAUUAAGUCCGCAAUAAUGACAACAGCAACUCCCAUGGACAACAGUAAGAAACUCAUUGGAAAGAACCCGAACGGCUCUGAGACCACACCCUUUGACUAUGGUUCGGGCCACGUGAACCCUGCUGCCGCGCUGGACCCAGGCCUUAUCUAUGACUUCGACUCCGCCGACGUGAUCAACUUCCUAUGCAGCCUCGGUGCCGGCCCUUUGGAGCUCAAGAACCUGACUGGGGAGCUGCUCUCCUGCCCAAAGAAUCUGACCCCGUCCUACGACCUUAACUACCCUUCAAUUGGAGUGGCCAAUAUGAGUGGGAGCUUAUCGGUCCAUCGAACAGUCACUUACUAUGGUCAGGGUGCUGCGGUUUACAGUUCAUAUGUAGAGUAUCCGGCUGGUGUGAAGCUCACUGUGAAUCCUCCUCAGCUUAAGUUCUCACAGGCAGGGGAGAAGUUGACCUAUAGGAUAGAUUUUACUCCCUACCAGAGCAGCAAUGGGAGCUUUGUGUUCGGGUCAUUGACAUGGAGCAAUGGUGUGCACCAGGUCCGGAGUCCUAUUGGCCUCAACGUGGUCUCAGUCUCCAACAGAGACUGAGGAAUACUGUAAUUUUCUUCGAACUGGUAGUAAAGCUUUCCACCGUAAUUUCAUAAUGAUUUCAUUUCUAGUGUCUGUAGCAAUGACAUGGAAAUUGCAUAACAAAGCUUCAGACAUUCAAUAUUACAUAGAAUACGACAA